AAUUUAGUGAAAGAUACUAAAAGUUGCAUAAAUUAUAAGCUUCACAGAUUCGUGGCACGCGUCUGCUUUAGUGCCUAUUUUUUGUACAAGAAAAAUUCGUUAAAACGAAAUAAAAAGUUAACAAAAAAAAAAGAUACAAAUCAAAGCAAGUACAAAAAAAAGGUAGAAAAAAGUGAAGGAGAAACUUGAAAUUCAAUCCAAAAAAAAAAGAAGACGUUAAAGUUGUAACCGCACAUAAAAUCACAUCACACAGCUCACAACAACAAUGGGUGUUCGAAGACCGGGUUUCAAUCGAGGCUACGAAGAGAUGAAUGGGGUCAAUGUUCCUCCAUCAAAUGGCUCAGCACUGAUGACAGCUCCAUCUCUCGGACCAGAAUUUGAAUUAUCAUCAAUUACAGUUGUGCCUGAUGAUACUUUCACUGUCCAACAAGCUGUCAAUGCUCUUGGAUUCGGUUGGUUUCAUGUUAAACUAUCACUUUGUGUUGGUCUCUGUUGGAUGGCUGAUUCCAUGGAAAUGACAAUAUUGAGUGUUUUGGGACCUGCCUUACAUUGUGAUUGGGGUAUUUCAAGAUAUCAACAAGCUUUAACAACAACUGUUGUAUUCUUGGGAAUGAUGUUGAGUUCAAGUUUUUGGACACAACUUAGUGAUCGAUAUGGAAGAAAACCGGCCCUGACAUUAUGUGGAAUUUUACUAUUUUUGUAUGGACUCUUGAGUGCAGUAGCACCUAGCUUUGGAUGGUUACUUCUUCUUAGAGGCCUGGUAGGGUUUGCAAUCGGUUGUGUACCCCAAUCGGUGACUCUUUAUGCAGAAUUUUUACCAACAAAACAAAGAGCAAAGUGCGUCGUUCUUCUGGAUUGUUUUUGGGCCCUUGGAGCAUGUUUUGAAGUCGCAUUAGCUCUUGCAGUGGCGCCCAAUUUCGGAUGGAGAUGGUUACUUGGAUUGUCAGCUCUACCGUUAUUCGUAUUUGCAGUGAUAACACCGUGGUUGCCAGAGUCAGCACGAUAUCAUGUAUCAAAUGGAAACACCGAAAAGGCUUUACAGACAUUGGAAGAUAUUGCUCGCGAUAAUAAACGUCCAAUGUUGUUGGGCCGAUUAGUCGUUGAUGGCUGUCCAAAUUCCAAAGGGAGUAUCAAAGCUCUUCUUAGUCCAGGUCUGAGACGAACAACCCUCUUACUUUGGUUUAUUUGGAUGUCAUGUGCAUUCUGUUACUAUGGGUUAGUUCUGAUGUCCACGGAACUCUUUGCUAAUAAUCCUUCAGGUUCCAAAGAGGUCUCAGAAAAUGUUGAUGAUUGUAGACCAUUGGAAACAACUGAUUAUAUGGAUUUACUCUGGACAACUUUAGCAGAAUUUCCAGGCAUUUUCGCAACCAUAGCUAUUAUUGAACGUUGCGGUAGAAAGAUAACAAUGGCUUUACAGUUCCUUUUGUAUGCAGCUUGUGUUGUUCUUCUAACCUAUGCAACAGAACGCAUCUAUCUGACAAUCGUCCUGUUUGUUGCUCGAGGAGUUAUAGCUGGACUUUUCCAAGCUGCAUAUGUUUACACACCUGAGGUGUAUCCAGUUGCAUUGAGAUCUGUUGGAGUUGGAGGUUGUUCAGCUUUAGCACGUUUGGGUGCAAUGGCAACUCCGUAUGUGGCGCAAGUUCUACUACAAACAUCCGUUUGGAGUGCUGUUUCGGUGUAUGGAUUUUUUGCAGUAUUUGCAGCUGCAGCGUGUUUAUUGUUGCCUUAUGAAACGCAAAAUUUAACUUAAAAUUAAGUUAUCAUCAAGAAUUAUUACACUAGCACUGGGAUUAAAAGUUUAAAACUUAACAAAAACAAUGAGUACGAUAAAUUAUGUGUUGGUUUGUUAAUCCCAGUUUCUUUGACUGAUCUUGUUUUAUAUAUUAAAAAAAAAUUGUAAAUAACUAUAAAUAUUAAGCUACUAAAAUGUCAAUGUUAAUCAUGUUUCUUAACUUUUUUUAUUUAUGUUUUGUUACUUUUAAGUGAUAAUUUCGAUGGUUUUACACAGUAUAAGCAAUUUUAAUUUAUUUGGUGCUCUUCUAUUUAUAUACAAACAAGGGUCUUUUCAA
This is a messenger RNA of Episyrphus balteatus (marmalade hoverfly), 2069 nucleotides long. Its product is annotated as synaptic vesicle 2-related protein. Lineage: Eukaryota; Metazoa; Arthropoda; Insecta; Diptera; Syrphidae. Gene Ontology annotation, biological process: transmembrane transport. Gene Ontology annotation, cellular component: membrane. Gene Ontology annotation, molecular function: transmembrane transporter activity. Bases 266 to 1750 code for a protein of 494 amino acids. The record is from RefSeq and is a predicted model, not a curated record. The transcript is spliced from 9 exons.